CCUCAGCACGCACAGUGGAGCAGACGGCAACAGCCACACACACACUCCCCUCUCAGUUACAUGCACAGUCACACACAUACCACACACACACACUCAGUGACGGCUGCCAGGCACAGUGGGAAGCAAGCCGUCAGGGAGAGAGCUGGAGAAGAAAGAGAGGGAUCGCAGAGGGGAGGAGAAGAGAAGAAAAGAGAGUUGGAGGAGGCACCUUGUGGAUCAGAAGGGAUUUUCCUCUGGAUAAGGCUGCUGCUUCUUCCUGAGCAAGAGGACUUUUUGUCGAGGCUUUCUCUCUUUUGCUCAUCCUCCACGCCGGGCUCCAGCGAUAUCUACCUAUCUAUCCCCAGAGCUUAACAAAAGAGGGAGGGAGUGAGAGAGAGUGAGAAAAAAGGCAGUCACAGCUUCAGCUCCAGACCACCCUCUUUCCUCCUCCUCCUCCUCCUCCUCCUCAUCCUCAUCCUCUCCUCCAUCCAUGUGUGAGUUCAUCGCUGAUUCCACUGUCUUGUGAGAACAGAGCAGAGGACAGCGUGUGUUCUCCAGGAUUCAGCCAAGCUCCCGGUGGGAUCAGGGUCUCGUCUGGUGUCUGUGUGUGACAGAGAGGAAGAACGAGACAGAGUAAACGGAUACACAGGAAGAGAGAGAGAGAGAGAAAGACGAGAGAGAGAAGGAGAGACUGGAAAGCAAAUUGAAGGGGCAUGUUCAGGGCAGGAGAGAAGAAGUGAGUCUGAUUUCUUUUAGAUCGGAGAGUGCAAGGAACCGGCAAAGGAAUCCCAUCCAUUCCUUCCUUCCUUCUCCUCCUCAUCCUCUUCUUCUUCUUCCCUCUCCUUUUACCCUCUCUCCAUCCUGCUAUCAAAUCUCCCCUAUUGUUUCCUGCAUCGAGUCUGCUAUCCUCUCAUCUUGCCUCCAGACCCCUUUUUUUUUCUGCUGCCUCUCCAGAUUCCCUGUCUCUUCUUCCGGACCCAGGAGAAGGAUAGUUUUGUGAGGUUCCCCUGUGACCUCCCAGACGAGUAGACAGACUAACAUCCCGAGUACUAUCUCUCCUUCCAUCCGUCCCCUCCUCUUUGCAUUUUUCACACACCUCAGCAAGAGAGCGUCCUCCCGCUCCAUCCUCUGACUCUUGGAAACAGUCGUCUAAAGGAUCCAGGCAAGCCCUCUUGGAGUGAUCGUAUCCCACCUGCACGCUUCUAUCUCCAGCCUCGAGGACCUUCAUUUAGAUUCCAGCUACAUGGGAAAACGUUUGGAGCAGCAGCCAAUGUACCCCCACUACACCUACUACUACCCCCACUAUCUCCAGACCAAGCAGUCCUAUGCUCCUCCCCCUCCGCCCAUGGCACCGCCAAGUCCUGGCACCACAGGAGGAGGAGGAGGUGGAGGUCAUGGAGGAGGUCAUGGAGGAGGGCUGAUGGAGCAGCUUAGUAAGACCAACCUGUACAUCAGAGGCUUGCCACCGGCCACCACCGACCAGGACCUCAUCAAACUCUGCCAGCCAUAUGGGAAGAUUGUAUCAACAAAGGCCAUCCUGGACAAGAACACCAAUCAAUGUAAAGGCUACGGCUUUGUGGACUUUGACAGCCCUGCAGCAGCCCAGAAGGCUGUGGCCUCGCUCAAAGCCAGUGGAGUCCAGGCACAGAUGGCGAAGCAACAGGAGCAGGACCCCACCAACCUUUACAUCUCCAACCUGCCGGUGUCCAUGGACGAGCAGGAGCUGGAGAACAUGCUGAAGCCCUUCGGUCACGUCAUUUCCACGCGGAUACUGAGGGACGCCAACGGCCUGAGCAGAGGAGUCGGCUUUGCCAGGAUGGAGUCAACGGAGAAGUGUGAUGUGGUGAUCCAAAAUUUCAAUGGGAAAUUCUUGAAAACCCCUCCAGGCAUGACAGCCCCAGCAGAGCCGUUGCUGUGCAAGUUUGCUGAUGGAGGCCAAAAAAAGAGGCAGACCCAGGUCAAGUAUCCCCAGAAUGGCAGACCGUGGACACGGGAUGGAGAGAGUGGCAUGGCGUUGACGUAUGAUCCCGCUGCGAUGCAGAACGGGUAUUACUCCUCACCGUACAGCAUCUCCACCAAUCGGAUGAUUGCACAGACAUCAAUCACACCCUUCAUCGCUGCCUCUCCCGUCUCCACGUAUCAGGUCCAGAGUACAUCUUGGAUGCCACAUCAACAGUAUGUUAUGCAACCCACAGGUGCUGUCAUCACCCCAGCCUCGGCCAUGGAGCCCAGUUUGUCUCUUCACCCCUCCAGUGUCAUGGCUCCUCUCGCCCAGCAGAUGAACCACAUGUCUCUGGGCACCACAGGCACAUACAUGCCUGCUGCAGCGGCUGCUUCUAUGCAAGGAACCUACAUUCCCCAGUACACUGCAGUGCCUGCCUCUGCCAUCACAGUGGAAGGCGUGGUGACAGACGCUUCUCCCCAGACAGCCGCCCCCUCCUCGCAGGACGCCAGCGGGCAGCAGCCUUUAUCUGUGGAGAGCACAGGGGAUCAUGCCACGGCCUACUCUUACCAGCAGACUAAAUAAACAGAUCGGUGGGAUCGUUGCUGCGUUGCCUUCCAAAGGACUGCACUGAGGCGCUGGAGACACGGACAGAAUCAAGAUGAAACAGGGACAAAGGCAGGGAGGUGAGGGACAACACUGAGCGCAGAAUGCUUCCACUGUGCACAGGCACCAAAUAAAAGACAAAAGAUGAAAAAAAAAAAUCAAUUAUAUUUCUUACCUGGUCGAACCAAGAAAUGACGCUUCGCUGAACUCGAGGACGAUGAAAUCAAACACAGUCCGCAACUGUGAGUUUAUCAUUUCUCACCACGAGACCGGACUUUGCCUCCAAAGGAAAAUGAGAAGAAACUAAACUCAACCAACAAGCUGUACAGAAAAAAAAAGAACAUUUGAAUGUGCAGGUAGAUUUUCAGACUUUUUUUAUUAAAAAAAAUACGGAAGGAAGCAAAGUCUAGAAAAAAAAAAAACAGGUUGUCUUCCUUUGAUAUUAAGCUACAUUAUUUUCAUUCUUUUUAUUAUUUGAGUAGUUUUCUAGAAUAUCAAUGUUUUUCUUAAAUCUUUAUUGCCUUAAUUUUUUUCAAACUUUGGGGAAAAAAUGUUUCCAUAGCUUUGAAUUAUUAUUUUUAAAAAAGACUGAGUGAUUGAAUGAUUUAAGGGGUUCCUGGAGUUUUGGAGAACCUUGAAGACGAAAUCUACAAAGUUUUCUGUACAGGAUUUAAAAAAAAUAAGGUUGUAUUUGUAUGAAGAUGAUUUUAAAUUAUGUGGUGCGGUGCAGCUGGUGUUGGUCGAUAGGGUUAAAAAAAAAAAAAGCUUCUUAAAUGCGACUUGUGGAAAGGGUCAGUCCACUGCUCCCUGGAGUUUAGUUCCAUCAGGGGAUACAAGUUCUGUUUCUCCACGGCAUUUGUAUUGUUUUUGUUUUUGGGGUCUUUAUUACUUUCCAGAACUUUUUGCUUUGCCUGCUUUGCUUGUCUCACUGCAAAAAAAGAAAAAAGAAAAAAAAAAAUAGUAAUAUUUCUGACUUUGACAAAAAGCAGGAAAAAAACGUGCUAGGAUUUUUAAAUGUGCAACAAGCAAUAGUUUUAGAAAACAACUGUUGACAGUUUCUUUAGUCUUUCUUAACUGUUGAAGAAAACGCAGCCGACAGGUGGCAUAUUUUAUACCAAAGAUGAAGAAACUAAGUAGUGAAGAGAUCUUCCUUGUGUUGCGUUCUCUUUAUUUUUUCACCUCUGAAACAGAUUUUUAUUUCUUGCUUCUCAUGCUGUUGGUGUGCGAGAUGUUUUUGUUUUUUAUAUAUAAGUUAAUGAGAACACGCAGAAGGUGUUUAACACAAUUGCCUCAACCAGAAUCAGAGUGUUCGCUGAGAUGUUUCGUAUGUCAUGUGGUCUUAAGAUCUAAAGUGGAGCUGUAACAUCUGUUUGGAGACCAAUCACCCUGUGGUAAGGAGGAGAUAUUAAAAACACAACGUAUAUUUUUGGGAAUAAGUCGGUAUAGUUUAUUCAAGUGGUGAAAAGGCUGAAAAUGCAUCAUAUCCUGUGGAAUUCGGGAGUGUAAACACCAAGCACGCCAUCCUCAGGCUGCAUCGACCAAUCUCACGUCCUACAGGCCAUGACGCUGGCUGCUGUAAGUCAUUACGACGAUGUUCGAGUUAAUCAUCGUGAACGUCUCGGUGCACACAACAAACCGCUCGCUGUCUCGCCGAACAGAAGCCAUUUGAAAUGUGAGCAUGGCGAUGAAAUCUGUCGAAAAAAAGGGCAUUUCUGUUAAAUGAAAUCAUGUCAGCUUAUGUAUAUUCUCCUAAAGAAGAAUGUUUUCUUUUUUGUGUUGCCUUUGUUAUUUUUGAGAACUGAUUAUGAUAUGUGAGCUGCUAAACACUUUUCAGUAUUGGGGAUUUAAGGUUGUCUUAUGUUGGGUGGGUGUGGAAGAGGUGGUGCCGCCCUUGGAAUGACAAGUUUUACGGCGGGAUAUUGACGAUGGUGUGUACUGAAUAAGAAGGAAAUGGAUGAGAAAAAUUAAAAAAUUUAAAAUAAAAAGAACUAGCUCCGGGGUCACAACCGUAAAGCCCCACCCACCUGACUCUCCACCAAUGGAAGCUAGAGAAACAGGAGCAAACGUGAACGGAGAACGAAAGGUUCAACCAAAAUCGAGCGAUACAAACCUCUAAUGGAAAGUAAGUUAUUGAAAGAAGAGAGAGAGAGAGAGAGAGAGAGAGAGAGAGAGAGAGAGAGAGAGAGAGAGAGAGAGAGAGAGAGAGAGAAGGAAGCUAGAACAAAAGUAAUAUUUAUGAGAUCUUUUUUUUGUACAGAUGUGUAAAAGAAGAUGCAACAGAAAUAACUUUGAUGAUGCUAUUUUUUUAUUUGCUUGGUCACAUGCCUCCCAUGUCUUUCAAAUUGUGAUUCUGAGAGUGUCUGUAGAACCAGUGGAUAUUGCUGUAGUUCCAAAUGUCUUCUUUUUUCUUUUUUGUUUUCUUUUUAGACAAAUCUUUCAAUAAAAAAACUGUUUUAAACAGCCCAUA
Molecule: messenger RNA, 4994 nt
Organism: Hippoglossus stenolepis (Pacific halibut)
Lineage: Eukaryota; Metazoa; Chordata; Actinopteri; Pleuronectiformes; Pleuronectidae
Product: RNA-binding motif, single-stranded-interacting protein 3
Exons: 14
Coding region: 1223-2506 (427 amino acids)
Cellular component (GO): cytosol; ribonucleoprotein complex; nucleus
Molecular function (GO): poly(U) RNA binding; mRNA 3'-UTR binding; poly(A) binding
Source: RefSeq, a predicted model, not a curated record